Leucoraja erinaceus (little skate) is the source of this 3787-nucleotide messenger RNA. RefSeq lists its product as uncharacterized. The transcript is spliced from 3 exons. Gene Ontology annotation, molecular function: protein binding. The record is from RefSeq and is a predicted model, not a curated record. The coding region runs from base 63 to 3308 and encodes 1081 amino acids. NCBI's taxonomy places the organism in Eukaryota, Metazoa, Chordata, Chondrichthyes, Rajiformes, Rajidae.
AGGUAACUCAGCGGGUCAGGAGGCAGCAUCACUGGAAAACAGAGAACACUUCGCAAAGCAAGAUGGAAGAAGAGCAAUUUGUGGAAAUAUGUGCAGAGAAAAUAGACGACAAAAGGAUUGAAGAAAAGGAACGGAAAAGAGACAAAGAGAAGGACAGAGAUAGAGAACGGCGGAGAAGCAAGCACAAAGAGAGCAGGAAGGCGGAAAGGAAGGAAGGCAGGGAGAGGGAAGAGCAUAUCCAGAGACGAGCGAUUGGAGAGGAGGUCCAAAUAGACAAGAAAGAUGAAGAAUUUAAAAGGAUUGACUAUGAAGGGCAACUAAUGGACCAUGGUAAUUCGGUGAUCAUCACGCAAACUCCACUAAGUUGCGGCGAGGACAACCUGAUCAUCAAGGAUGAGAAAUCGGGGAAGUCCAUCCGAUCUGGCGUGGCUUAUAAUAGAGGGACAACAGUCGACUCGGGGUCGAAGGGGAGGUCGCGGGAGGAGAGGCACGGCUCGGCUCACACCCAGCACAGGGGCGAGAGGGACAGCAAGGCCGGCGGCGAGAAGCUCCUAGAUCGGUCGGACAAGGGGUCUCACCCCGGGGCGCACCCGGAGUCGAGGAAGGGAGGGUCGGAGAACAUCAGGCCGGCGUCGGAGGAGAGGGAGAGCUGGGUGGACCCCUACAUCAGCCCCCCGCUGUGCCGACCCAAGUACAGCUAUCGGGAGAGCAUGGAGAAGGAAGAUGGAGUGGAGAAACAUCACCACCACGAGAGGAAACGGUACCCGUCGCCGGAGUCCCUGACGGAGCCCAGUUACCACACGGCCCAGAUCCUGCUCUCCAGCGCCGAGCCCAAAGGGAAUCACAGCAAGCAUCGCGGCGCGGACAAGACGCCGCGCUCCGAGGCCAGGGACUCGAAUAGGAAGCGGUCGGAGAGUCGGCAGAGUCCCAACGUCCACCUCUACAUGUCCGAGCUGGCUCCGCCAUCCCUGGAGACCAAGAUGUUCGCCCCGACCCCGCACCAGGACAGCCGGGCACCGGGAGAGCACAAGAGGAGGUCGAGAAGGAGCAGCGCUAAGGAGGACAGUGGGACUGGCAACAGCGCGCACACGGUCCGCGCCGCCGAGGAGGAGAUGGCGGAUGGUCGAGACGAUGACAAGGUGAAGGUGGUCUCAGACGCCCCCGGCGACAGGGGGGCGGCAGAGGUGGUGGGCACCCGGGGGAGGUCGCGGGAAGAUAAAGGGUGCAUCAUCGCCCACAGGGGGGAGAGGGAUAGCAAGGGCGGCGGGGAGAAGGCUGACGACCGCUGGGAGAUCUCUCUCCCGGGAGACCCCCCAGAGUGCAGGCAGGGUGGGCCGGAGAAGCACAAGAUGACCUCGUCGGAGGACAGGGACGUGUCGGAAAGCUCCUCCAUCAACCCCUCGUCGCGCCGCCCCAAGUACAGCUAUCGGGCCAGCUUGGAGAAAGGAGAGACCAGGGGCGAUUUGGAGAAACGCGCUGGUCCCCACUGCAUGCCCGCCGAGCCUAACCUGAGAACCUCGCAGAAGAUGGAGUACACGGUGAUGAGUAACGUCAUCAGCCCCGAGGUGAGGCGGAAGCAUCUGAAGCACCACAAGAGCAGCUUGCCCAAGGAGCAGCAGCAGGCCAACGGCGAGGAGGAGGCGGCGGCGGCGAAGGAUCAGAGCGGCCUUCAGCCCGACCAAGGCUUGCAGGGGAGCGCGGAGCCCGACCUCGCCGCGCCGUCCAAGACGCACCACCCCAAGCCUCCCCCGGCCGCCGAGCAGAUGCCCAGCGGAGUCGGGGACGUCCCUCUGCAGCCCGAGCAGCUGGCGAGAAAAGCGAGGAAAAGCUCCAGGGACAACAAGGGCGCGGUGGCCGCCAGCGCUUCUCCAGAGUCGUGCAAAGUUCAGGACAGUGGGACCGCCGCGGCGAGUAACGGCGAGGGCAACGCCGUGAAGGGCCUCGAUAGCUGGGGCAAGAGGGUCUCGCCGGAGCUCCAGCCCGAAGCAAAACACGGGGUCGGCCCACCCGAGGCAGAGAAACGGGAGAACAGUCAAGGAAAUAGACCCCCCAACUCGAGGCGACCCCGCUACAGUUAUGGCACAAAUAUAGACAUGGAAGAUGAAGGCUUCUACCCGUUGAACAAAAGUAUCAGUUCCUACUCUCAAUGGCCCGUGGAUUCUGUUCUCCGAGUCACCAAAUCAGAGUACAUGGUGGCCUCUUCAUCCAGCAGCCCCGUGAGCAACAGGAAACUGAUUAAAUACACCAGCUGUCUGGCCGAGCAGCCCUCGACUCUGUCCAAUUUCAUCAACAAAGCCAAACAGUUGGAGAUUGCCACGUCGAUGCAGCCGGUCUCGGCCUACGGGUUACCAAGCAAACCCUUUCCCUUGGGGCCAGCGGGCCCAACCAAGGGUGGUCCACGGGGCAUGUGCAACGGCGCGGACAUGGACGGCGCCUCUUUAACGCGCAAGGAGUCGGACCCCGGGGUCCAGGUGGAGCUGUGCGCCACUCACCCUCAGGCCAGGCGGCGUCGUGAAAGCCAGAGAGGCGUUUACUGCAAACCGCUCCUGCACCAUCUCCCCGAUGGAGACACGGAUCGGGGACGCGAGGAGACAUCUCCGGCAGAUGUUAAGCUGGUGUCCACUCACUCCAAUAUUUCGCUGCGCCACCGAGCCGCGCCCUCGCUGGGAAUGACCUUAACCGACGGCAACAUGUGCGUGGACAUCCCCAGGCCGAUCGUGUCCGCAUCUCGGAGCAACCUGGCCGGGAUGUCGCCGUACGGCAACGAGAUAGUCUCGAGUAAGAUUUGGACCAAGUGCGGCCACUUCAAGCAGCAGCACCAGGAAUGCCAAAAGAGGUCCCUGCAAACGCGCAAACGCUACCAGGAGGAGGUGAAAGCGGCGCUGAUGAUCCAGGCCGCCUGGAAGGGCUACCAGACCCGGGCACAGAUCCGCAAACAGGCCGAGGCCGCCGUGAUUAUCCAAGCCGCCUACCGGGGCUACCAGAUUAGAAAGUUUUUAACAGAUGGUAUGGGUGUGAAUGCAACGGAUGAGCUGAACGAGGCGCAGGACGGGCACUGGCAGGACUCGGAGUACCCAGAGAUCUUCCUGGAGGAGAUAUCACACAGCGACUACAGCGAGAGUGAGCCGGACUCGGGCGACGACUGGCUGGACUCGCCGGUCAGUGUGAUCGUGGGCAGUCCUGGCAGCUGCGGGGCGGACAUAGCCAGCCGAGAGGAUCCCCCUCCUGUCGAAGUCUACUCGCCCACCCCCGUGCUACAAUAUGAGAGUGUCUACCAAUCGCAAAGGUGCAACUGGGGAGAGGUUUAGAGUGAAGGGGGGAAGAGGCGGGGCCUCUCUUAGUACUUUAUUCCUUUCUAGAGAUAGCAAUGCAAGUUUAACAAAACAGCAUUUGGAAUAAACAAAUAAAUACAAAGCCUCGGUGGUCAACUUGUCUUUGUCCAGGUGGACUCCGGGUUGUAGCUCAUACAGCGUGGAAACAGGCCCUUCAGUCCAACUUGCCCACACCGACCACCAUGUCCCAUCUACACUCGUCCCACCUGCCUGCGUUUGGCCCAUAUCCUUCGAAACUUGUCCUAUCAAUAGACAAUAGGUGCAGGAGUAGGCCAUUCGGCCCUUCGAGCCAGCACCGCCAUUCAAUGUGAUCAUGGCUGAUCAUCCCCAAUCAGUACCCCGUUCCUGCCUUCUCCCCAUAUCCCCUGACUCCGCUAUUUUUAAGAGCCCUAUCUAGCUCUCUCUUGAAAGCAUCCAGAGAACCUGCCUCCACCGCCCCCCUGAGGCAGAGAAUU